AUGUCCUCCAAAAGAGAACACUCCCUGUCCCCGGAAGCUGAGAAGAAGCGCGCGAGGGUAGCAUCCCCGACAUGCGGACGACCCGAGGGCUCAGCUGUCCCGGCGGCCGGUGACGGAAUUGGCAAAACCCCCCAGCGCGAAACUCAGGCUGUGGUCGAACGCCUAUCAGAUGACAGGUAUUCCUUCCGAGGAGAUUGGGAAAAAGUGGUGGACGCAAUUUCCGCCAUCGAAGAGCUUCGAUGCAGCGACUACAUCUGCAUCGGAACGGUGCGGAUAACGCACAAAUUGGACUACUUGACGGAGCUGCUGACGUCGCCGAAUCCCAAAACGCAUAAGCUCCUCAAGUUUAACGAGUACCUGACAGAAGACUACGACAACGCGUCGGUGAUCUGCGGCAACUGCGGCUUCAUCGGCCACACUCUGAUCGACUGCAUCUGGCCAGACAAGGAUGGGUCAAUAUACGGGUGCCCCAUGUGCAACACGAAGCUGCACUGCAUGGACGAAUGCCGGCUCCACAAGUCACUAACAGACAGGCAGCUCUGUUACAUUCUCGUCUUCCGCAGGGCGAACAAGCCCGCCAUCAGAACGACCCGGGCCUGGGUCGACCACGUCAGGACGGCGGCGCACCGGGACUACAGGGACCUUCUCGAAGCCGGGUUCCCGUGGUCGUGGAAGUUCGGGCGGCGCGUCCAGAGGCCGGAAAACGUCCACCGUCGUCCCUGGGACGCGUACGACUACGCGCGCAACUCGGAGCUUCAGCACACGCUCCCGCGGGACCCCGCGACGCGCGAUCUGGAGACUGUGCUGCGGAGCCCUGCGCUGGCAAAUGAGCGUCACAAGUCUGCUGCCAGCACCGAGCGCCACAGAGCCGGUGACAGCUAUGUUGGGCGCGGGAUCCGUAAGAACGCAAAGGACAGAUCGGUUGAACGGGUGCCUGCGGACGAGAAGGAAAUCACCUGGGAGAGCAUAUUUUCGGAAUGA
This is a messenger RNA of Colletotrichum karsti, 981 nucleotides long. RefSeq lists its product as uncharacterized. NCBI's taxonomy places the organism in Eukaryota, Fungi, Ascomycota, Sordariomycetes, Glomerellales, Glomerellaceae. Bases 1 to 981 code for a protein of 326 amino acids. The transcript is spliced from 2 exons. Gene Ontology annotation, molecular function: zinc ion binding; nucleic acid binding. The record is from RefSeq and is a predicted model, not a curated record.